AUGGCUUCGACCCCACCUGCACCCAAGAAGAGGAAGGCCGGAGACGACGAGGAAGACGCCGAGCCCAUCCGCGACGAUGACACCUGGACUACGGGUGACUACGCCCUCGUCUCGUCCGACAACGUGCGCUUCCGCGUGGACCUCGUCCAUCUGCUCAGCGCCAUCUCUGUCUUUCGCGACAUGGCUUCGGUCGCCGCUCAGGGUGCGGAUCGGGAGCUCCACUUCACCGACGACUCGAUCGAAACGGCCGCGGUCCUCGAGCGCUUUCUCACCCUGCUUAUCGACGCCACCGUUGAUGACAAGGACAUCGACCGCUUCAGCAACUUCAAGCACCUCGCUUCCAUGACGCGCUUCCUCGUCAAGUACGAUUGUCCCUUCUUGAUGACCGUACUCGGGCUCCGCGUCAAGGAAAUGAGCUCAACAGGCCGCAGCACUCUGUUCAUGUUCAUCAUCGGCUCCAUUAUGGAUGACACGGACCUGUGCAUCAGUGCCCUCUCCAAGAAACGUCGCACUUGGGGCGAAACUUCGGUUCCCGACACGAAUACAACUAGGAACCUGACGAACUUCCAUUGCCUCAACCCUCAAUCUUUGGCAUACAACCGCUGGUCGAUGAUUCCUGGCCCCUACCUGUAUGCACUCCACCGGGCUUGGGCGCUCGUGGGGGACUCAGACGAUCUCAAAACCAAGUUCCAACAGGUGCUUGACGAUGUUAAGGGUAUGUCGGACCCACAAUGGCGUCGUUCUUCUGCUCACCCACCCGCAGCAAGGAACACCUAA
Vanrija pseudolonga is the source of this 777-nucleotide messenger RNA. RefSeq lists its product as uncharacterized. NCBI's taxonomy places the organism in Eukaryota, Fungi, Basidiomycota, Tremellomycetes, Trichosporonales, Trichosporonaceae. The coding region runs from base 1 to 777 and encodes 258 amino acids. The transcript is spliced from 2 exons. The record is from RefSeq and is a predicted model, not a curated record.